AUGUCCGAACGCAAAGUGCUCCAGAAAUACUACCCUCCAGAUUUCGAUCCAGCGUCCCUCACGCGCAAGCGCGGACCGAAGCAGACCGGCCCCAAGGUCCAAACCGUCAGAAUUAUGGCCCCGUUCUCGAUGAAGUGCACUACAUGUGGAGAGUACAUAUACAAAGGAAGAAAAUUCAACAGCAGAAAGGAAACAAAUCCCAACGAGCGAUACUUGGCCAUUCAGAUACACCGAUUCCAUAUUAAAUGUACCCGAUGUUCAGCAGAGAUCAUAUUCAGGACAGACCCCAAGAUCGCCGACUAUGCCGUGGUCAAGGGUGCGCUGCGCAACAUGGAACCUUGGCGCAACAAGGAGGGAGAGAAGGAGAGCGUCGACGAGAGGCUGGACCGGCUGGAGCGCGAGGAGGCCGAAGCUGCCGGCGAAGAAGAGAAGAACGCGAUGGCGGACCUGGAAUCAAAGAACGAAGACGCGAGGCGGGAGAUGGCGGCAGCGGAUGCGCUUGACGAGAUUCGCCAGCGCAACGCGCGCAUCCAGCGGUCAGAAAAGGACGGCGUCGACUUCUCCGAGUAUGUCGUCCGGCCCGAGGACGAGGAGAGGACGAGAUUGGAGAGGGAGGAUGAGGAGGCUGCGAGGAGGGCAUUCGCUGCUGCGCGGGAGAGGGCUUCUCUCAUGGACCUUGGGGAGGAGAUUAUCGAUGACGAAGUUGAGGAAAGCUUCAGUGGAGAAGCGGCAUCAUCAUCAUCUUCCUCCUUAUCAGCCGUAGCGGCGUCACCAAGGUCAGGAAACGGGCCCGAGACCGCGGAGGCGAGGGCCGUGAGGGAUACUUCGAUGAUGCCGCCGCCACCGCCCCCCGCCAAGCGGGUGGUGAAGAAGAAGAAGGAUUACUCUGCCGCGCUUGGCAUCAAGAAGAAGCCAUCACUGGUGUAA
Messenger RNA from Colletotrichum higginsianum IMI 349063, 927 nucleotides. RefSeq names its product mRNA splicing protein. The record is from RefSeq and is a predicted model, not a curated record. Gene Ontology annotation, biological process: mRNA splicing, via spliceosome. The transcript is spliced from 2 exons. Bases 1 to 927 code for a protein of 308 amino acids. Gene Ontology annotation, cellular component: U2-type catalytic step 1 spliceosome. NCBI's taxonomy places the organism in Eukaryota, Fungi, Ascomycota, Sordariomycetes, Glomerellales, Glomerellaceae.